Molecule: messenger RNA, 842 nt
Organism: Ceraceosorus bombacis
Lineage: Eukaryota; Fungi; Basidiomycota; Exobasidiomycetes; Ceraceosorales; Ceraceosoraceae
Source: the annotation of a GenBank genome assembly
AUGACCAGAGUGAGUAGUGGAGCAGCUGAUGUGCAGCGUGGGCUUUUUUUGAUCACAUCGCGGCAGUUCCAGGCGCGGUGGAGUGUAAUCUGACAUCGCAUCACCAUCCCACUGCCAUUCUAGCCUGUGCGCCAAUCCGUCAAGCGCGAAGCCUCGUGCGAUCUCGAGAGCGACUCAAAGAGCGGGAGCCAGGGUGAAGAAACGACUUCGGAAUCUGUUCUUGGCGAAGAUGUUUUGAAUGAGCCGGGUAGUCCCGACAAGAAGAGCAAAAAGGUAUCCUCGUCUGCCACUAGCACGCCCAAGAGCAAGAGCAAGGGUCAGAGCUCGUUGCCUGCUAGUCCCAGCAACAGCAAGACACCGGCUUCGGCAGUGAGUCUCUGAGCGGACGAAAUAGGUUGCUGCACGUUGACCGUGCCCAACUGACUGCUGAUGGACCUCGUGCCUAAACAUCGUCUGCUCUGCCUAGGCUACUUUUGGAGGUGAGCGUUGCGUGUCCCCCAAUGUCUUGUCGACCGUGAGGAGUGUCCCAUGCAUCCUCACGUCUGACCGUCAUGCUUGACGUUUCUUUCGCAGACGAACACUGGGCAGCUCUAUCCUACGCAAUGCUGCGCAUCCUCAACGAAGAUUCUUCCAAGCUCAUCCAAUACUCUCCCGAGCUCAAGCCUUGGGCGCCGAAAGGUAGGAUCUUGGUCAAGAUGAGACAGAGCAUGGCGGGAACUAGGGGGGGUGCAAUCGCGCUGGAACGUUAUUUGGCUGAGCAAAAGGGUGAGAGGAAGGUGGAUGGCGAGCAGAUCGCUCCUCAGGCUACGCCUUCGAAGAAGCGAAGCAAGAUGGACGCUUGA